AUGCAAGCAAAAGCAUUUAGCGCAUUCCAAAGGCUAAAAACAAUGGCAACUCAAAAGCCCUGCUUUGGUCAAAUACUAUAUCCCCAUCUCGAGCUCCUUGAAGUUUCGCCAGAAGCACAUUUAACAUUUUCCUUGCCUAUUCAUAAAGACUUUUGUGAUGAUUUUGGCUUAUUAUCAACAGGAACACUUACAACGCUAUUAGAUGCGACCACAACUCUAACUGUUUGAACCCUUAACGAGUCCUCCACUUUAACCUUAAGUGUUAACAUGAAUGUAUAGAAGUUUCCUAUGUUUGGCGCUGUAAGGCCGAUAAAUUCUGAUCGGAAUUUAUCGGUAGGUUGCACCAAAUCAAUGCCUUGGUCGGACCAAAAAGCGAUUUGGUCCGACGAACUUGGAAAGCUCCUGGGAAAAUGUCUGCGCUUUUAGCGCUAUAUAGAGGAAACCUCUAUAUCCUUUUAUGGAUCAGCCAAAAUCGGCGAAAUCAUCAUCUUGAAAUCUAAGUGCACUAGCAUAGAAGGGAAAAUUGCUUACACCCAAGGAGAAAUCCAUAAGAAUAACCAACUUAUAGUAUCAGGGCUACAAAACAUAAUUUUAACUCACAAAAAUUUACCAAAUUAA
Messenger RNA from Blepharisma stoltei, 618 nucleotides. The record is from the annotation of a GenBank genome assembly. NCBI's taxonomy places the organism in Eukaryota, Ciliophora, Heterotrichea, Heterotrichida, Blepharismidae.